AUGCCUCAGCCCUCGCCAGGCUCGUCAGCCCCGUCAGCCCUCGCCAGGCCCGUUAGCCCUCGCCAGCCCCGUCAGCCCUCGCCAGCCCCGUCAGCCCUCGCCAGGCCCGUCAGCCUCCAGGCCCGCCGUCAGCCCUCGCCAGCCCCGUCAGCCCUCGCCAGGCCCCCCUCGCCAGCCCGUCAGCCCUCGCAGGCCCGUCAGCCCUCGCCAGGCCCGUCAGCCCUCGCCAGCCCCGUCAGCCUCGCCAGCCCGUCAGCCCUCGCCAGCCCCCCUCGCCAGCCCCGUCAGACCUCGCCAGCCCCAUCAGCCCUCGCCAGCCCCGUCAGCCCUCGCCAGCCCCGUCAGCCCUCGCCAGCCCCGUCAGACCUCGCCAGCCCCAUCAGCCCUCGCCAGCCCCGUCAGCCCUCGCCAGCCCCGAGCGCCUUCGCUGUCACUUCGGGCUCGCGCGACCGUGAACUCUCUAUUAAGUUCUCUCACUCACGCUCACAGUCCGGCACACGAAUCCACACUCUCACUCGCCAGAGCAGCGGGCUCCACAUCCACACCUAUAAGGCCCCGCGCAGCCAAGUACACGGAGCAAGAAAGUCUGUGUAUCCCUCGAGGCGGAGACCAGGAAUUCGAGUGGCUCCCACAAGGUCAAGGUCAAAGACAAGAGACGCCAAGAAAGGCAAGAGGCGAAUUCUCACAGCCACUAAGCUCCUGGCUCACGCCUGA
Messenger RNA from Penaeus indicus, 714 nucleotides. RefSeq lists its product as uncharacterized. The transcript is spliced from 8 exons. Bases 1 to 714 code for a protein of 237 amino acids. Lineage: Eukaryota; Metazoa; Arthropoda; Malacostraca; Decapoda; Penaeidae. The record is from RefSeq and is a predicted model, not a curated record.